Molecule: messenger RNA, 1614 nt
Organism: Podospora anserina S mat+
Lineage: Eukaryota; Fungi; Ascomycota; Sordariomycetes; Sordariales; Podosporaceae
Exons: 2
Coding region: 1-1614 (537 amino acids)
Biological process (GO): amino acid transmembrane transport
Cellular component (GO): membrane
Molecular function (GO): amino acid transmembrane transporter activity
Source: RefSeq, a predicted model, not a curated record
AUGGUCAAGGACGCAAACGAAUGGCCGUCCCCGGCCGACUCGGGAGUCAUGGACGGAGGUGUGACGGUUGAGAAGAAGGGACCGACAGGCGGUGAUGCGGAAUCGGAUCAACAGGGAGAGCUGCAGAGGACCCUGUCGGCGAGGCAUCUCAACUUUAUCGCCAUCGGCGGUACGAUCGGGACGGGUUUCUUCCUGGGCAGCGGCACGGCGCUUUUGAAGGCUGGUCCGCUGGGGUGUCUGCUGUCUUAUCUGUUUGUUGGGACCAUGCUGUGGUCGGUCAUGGUGAGCUUGGGCGAGUUGUCGACGUAUAUCCCUACCGCAGGUGCCUUUUCGACGUAUGCGACGAGGUUUGUUGACCCGAGUUUGGGUUUUGCGGUUGGGUGGUUGUAUUGGUUUGGCUGGGCUAUCACGUACGCUCUUUCUCUCAGUGCAUCGGGCUUGAUUAUUCAGUACUGGAACGAGGAUAUAAACAUUGGCAUUUUCAUCGCUGUUUUUUUCGUCAUCUUUACGCUGGUCAACUACCUCCCCGUCGGCAUCUAUGGCGAGCUCGAAAUGUGGCUGUCGAGUUUGAAGGUCAUCACUAUUCUUGGCUUCAUCAUCUUCGCCAUUUGCAUCGCUGCCGGUGCCGGACAGCAGGGCGUGAUUGGAUUCAAGCACUGGAGGGAACAAGGUCCAUUUGUCGAGCACUUGGUGUCGGGUGGUGUCGGGAAAUUCGUCGGCUUUUGGGCAGUCAUGAUUCAGGCCUCGUUUGCGUACCAGGGCGCUGAGCUUGUGGGCGUGGCUGCCGGUGAGGCUCGCAACCCCAAGAAGACGGUUCCAAGCGCCAUCCGGACUACCUUCUGGGGUAUCAUGGUCAUGUUUGUCGUCACAAUCUUUCUGCUCGGCAUGAUUGUGCCAUCCAACGACCCAACCCUCAAGGACCAGGCUGCCAACGGGUCGACCAACGCCAAGGCCUCGCCUCUUGUGGUUGCUGCUGACCUUGCCGGUGUCCCCGUCUUGCCGCACAUCAUCAACGCCGUUCUGCUGACGGCUGUGCUGUCAGCUGCCAACUCCAACGUCUACUCGGGCAGCCGUGUGCUUCUUGCGCUCGCCGAGGAGGGUCUUGCUCCCAAGAUCCUGACCAAGACCAACAAGCAUGGUAUUCCAAUCUAUGCCGUGGCCGUCACCUCGGCCAUCGGCCUGCUCGGAUUUUUGAACCUGUCACCCGCCGGAGGUCAGGAGGCCUUCAACUGGCUGCUCAACAUCAGCGGUGUCGCCGGUCUUACCACCUGGGGAAGCACAUGUGCCUCGUUGAUUGGCUUCAGACGUGCGCUCAAGGCCCAAAACGUUCCCGUUUCCGACCUGCCCUACAUCUCCAAGUUCCAGCCGUUCACCGCGUGGUACGGUCUCUUUUUCAACAUCCUUGUCGCCUUGACCCAAGGCUUCGCCGUGUUCAUCGAGUGGAAGACUAGCGACUUUUUUGCCGCCUACAUCAGUCUCAUCUUGUUUGCCGCCUUCUGGAUCGGGCACAAGCUCUGGUAUAGGCAAGGUUUCGUCCACCCAGCUGCCGCCGACCUCUUCCGUGGGCGCUAUGACUCGCACGAGGAGCGCGACGCGGCCGAUGGAAAGGUGUAA